Messenger RNA from Ictalurus furcatus (blue catfish), 9957 nucleotides. RefSeq names its product microtubule associated monooxygenase, calponin and LIM domain containing 3a (gene mical3a). Gene Ontology annotation, molecular function: protein binding; FAD binding. The record is from RefSeq and is a predicted model, not a curated record. NCBI's taxonomy places the organism in Eukaryota, Metazoa, Chordata, Actinopteri, Siluriformes, Ictaluridae. The transcript has 39 exons. Bases 179 to 7054 code for a protein of 2291 amino acids.
UACGUAUUAUGGAUUGACAGAUUGUUUGAUAACGUCUCAAGGGCAAAGUCGCCUGGAAAUCGUGUCUGUUUGUACAGGAUUCAUGAAGGAUGAAGAUGUCUAAAGUGGGGAGUUGAACCAGACUCCGACUAAGCAGGUCUGGGGAAGUCUCAUAGUCCACUGUGUGGGGUGAGGGACCAUGGGAGAUGGAGGAGUUGGUGCAGCGAGAGAGGGGGUCAAUCAGUCACACGUUCUCUUUGACCGCUUCGUUCAGGCCACCACCUGUAAGGGGACCCUUAAAGCCUUUCAGGAAUUGUGCGACUUCCUUGAGCUCAGGCCCAGUGAGUAUCGAGUCUUCUACCACAAGCUCAAGUCCAAGCUCAACUACUGGAAGGCGAAAGCACUCUGGGCCAAGCUAGACAAACGUGCCAGCCACAAGGAGUACAAGAAAGGCAGAGCUUGUGUUAACUCUAAGUGUCUGAUCAUCGGAGCAGGACCAUGUGGCCUGCGCACGGCUAUAGAACUUGCCUUUCUGGGAGCCAAGGUGGUCCUGAUAGAGAAGAGAGAUGCGUUCUCCCGCAACAAUGUCCUCCACCUGUGGCCUUUCACCAUUCAGGAUCUGCGUGGCCUCGGCGCAAAAAAGUUCCACGGAAAAUUCUGUGCUGGCUCCAUAGACCAUAUCAGUAUUCGUCAGCUGCAGUUGAUGCUGCUGAAAAUGGCUCUGCUCUUGGGUAUCGAGAUCCAUGUCAACGUGGAGUUUAAAGGCCUCAUCGAGCCACCACAAGAUCAAGAGAAUGAGAGGAUAGGCUGGAGAGCUGAAGUCCAUCCUAAAACACACCCUGUUAGUGAGCUGGAGUUUGAUGUCAUCAUCGGGGCAGAUGGGAGGAGAAACACAUUGUCAGGAUUCAGAAGGAAAGAGUUCAGGGGCAAGCUGGCCAUCGCCAUCACGGCCAACUUUAUUAACCGCAACACUACAGCCGAGGCCAAAGUGGAGGAAAUCAGCGGGGUGGCCUUCAUCUUCAACCAGAAGUUCUUUCAGGAUCUAAGGGAAGCCACUGGGAUUGAUCUGGAAAACAUUGUCUACUAUAAAGAUGACACGCACUACUUUGUGAUGACUGCCAAGAAGCAGAGUCUGUUGGAGAAGGGCGUCAUUUUGCACGAUUAUGUGGACACAGAGAUGCUUCUAUCCAGGUCUAACGUGGACCAAGCUGCUUUGCUGUCCUAUGCCAGAGAGGCAGCUGACUUCUCCACCAAUCACCAGCUGCCCAAGCUGGACUUCGCAAUCAACCAUUACGGGCAGCCUGAUGUGGCCAUGUUUGACUUCACGUGCAUGUACGCCUCGGAAAAUGCGGCAUUGGUGCGCCAACGCAACGGCCACCAGCUGCUUGUAGCUCUGGUUGGAGACAGCCUUCUGGAGCCAUUCUGGCCAAUGGGGACGGGCAUUGCACGAGGCUUUCUGGCAGCCAUGGACUCUGCAUGGAUGGUGAGAAGCUGGGCACAGGGCGCGACUCCUCUUGAGGUGUUGGCUGAGAGGGAGAGCAUAUAUCGUCUGCUCCCACAAACCACUCCAGAGAACGUGAGUAAGAACUACAGUCAGUACACGUUGGAUCCCACAACACGUUACCCCAACAUCAGUCUGCACCUUCUCCGGCCCAAUCAGGUACGGCAUCUCAUAGACACUGGGGAGACUAGGGAAAUCCGCAUCGACAUGGAGAACGUGGUCAACUCUUCGACUCCCAAACUCAUGAGGAAUGAGUCUGUAGCGCGUUCCAGCAAGCUGCUAAACUGGUGUCAGAGGCAGACGGAUGGCUAUAGAGGGGUAAUCGUGUCUGAUCUCACUAUGUCAUGGAAGAGUGGCUUGGCUUUGUGUGCCCUUAUCCAUCGCUACAGGCCAGACCUCAUUGAUUUUGACUCGCUGGACGAGAAGGACGUAGAGAAGAAUAACCAGUUGGCUUUUGACGUUGCCGAGAAGGAGUUUGGGAUUUCGCCCAUUAUGACUGGGAAGGAGAUGUCUGUUGUAGUGGAGCCUGACAAGCUCUCAAUGGUCAUGUACCUUAGCCAGUUCUACGAGAUGUUCAAGGACACAGUACCCCCUGGUGAAAACCACAACCUGAGUCCAGAGGAAAAGGCUGCACUGAUCGCCAGCACCAAGUCUCCCAUCUCCUUCCUCAGCAAACUGGGUCAAAGCAUCAACAUCUCGAGGAAACGGAACCCCAAGCAGGAUAAGAAGGAGAAGGAGCUGGACGGAUUGGGGAAGAGGAGAAAGACGAGUCAGGCCGGCCAGUCUGAAGAUGAGGAACCUCAGCGGCCGUUGCGUGACGACCGACCUUUGGUAGCUGCGGCUCUAACGGAGCGUAGGGUCGACACCACUGUCGCGGCUAACAACAACAAGGUGAAGUCCAUGGCCACGCAGCUGCUAGCCAAGUUUGAGGAGAAUGCACCGGUACAGUCUACUGGACUCAAGAGACAGAUUGACUCUAUGCCUGAUCUGGGGCUUGUGCUAUCCCCCUCCCUGCCAGCCAUCACUCUGAAAGAGCCAGUGCCCUUGGCACCACUUCCUGCAUGGAGAAAGGCUAGCAGAAGCAGCGAUGGCCUGCGGAGCUGCCCUAAGAAAACCAUUCUGCUCUAUCCUCCUCCUCCUCCAUCAUCUUCCUCUCCAUCGCUCUCUCCACACACACAGAAGAAUGUUCACAAACUGGUGAUCCAUGAAAGUGACAGUGAUGACGAUGACACCCAGGAUCAUCUGGCAUUCUCUUACAGGGAAAGUGAGCUCAGAUGUGUGGAGCCCGCCCAUGUCACUAACGUUCAGGAAAGAGCUGAGAUGCUAGCCGCUAAGUUGACAGGGCAGUCCGACAAGCCUGACAAACCCCAGCCGAUGAAAAAGCCGUCACGCUUCUUUCUUCAGCAGUGGCUUUUGAGCCGUGGGUUACAGCCGUCCUGCUCCCCUGACCCUCAGCAGGAGGACGCACAGAGUUUGCCAUUGCGCUCUGAUGAUCAAGUGCCUAUACACAUCCCUAGCAUCCAGGAGCGAGCCGAGAGGUUAUCCUCUCUGUUCAAAGAAAAGCCUGCUAGACCCAAGCUUAAGAAAAAGCCCUCGCGCUUUCUUAUCGAGCAGUGGCACAGAAAGCAGGAGAUGUCCGCUGAUCCUCAGCUCACCUCACACUCCUUGAACCGACAGCGUUAUGUAAAGAUGUAUACAGGCGGCGUGAGCUUGUUGGCUGAGCAAAUAGCCAGUCAGCUUCAGCCUCAGGAGGACUGCUGGAGCCAUCUUGAUAAGAGGGAACUGGGUUCCUUGCGGAAGGAGUUUCCUCAGAACAUUGGAGGCAGCGACGUGUGUUUCUUCUGCCGGAAGCGUGUGUAUGUGAUGGAGCGACUGAGUGCGGAGGGCAAGUUCUUUCACCGCAGCUGCUUUAAGUGCGACUAUUGCGGCACCACUCUGAGACUGUCGUCCUACGCCUUCGAUGUGGAGGAUGGGAAGUUUUACUGUAAGCCGCAUUACUGUUACCGGUUGUCUGGGCAGGCUCAGAGGAAGAGACCCGCUCCUCCUGCUGCUCCUCUCCAGCCAAAGGUAUCCCAGGCACCAGUGAUACCUGCAACCAGCGUGGAUGCCCCUGGGGCUCCAUGUCCGGUGGAGCGUGGGCCCUCAGCUCCCGAGGUGAAUGGUGUGGCUGAGCCCAGUGUGGCAAAACGUCUUAAAGGAACUCCUGAGCGCAUUGAGCUGGAGAACUACCGACUAUCCAUGCAGAGAGAGGAGGAGCUAGAGGAGGUACCUGAGGAGACGCUGGCCGAGCACAACCUCAGCAGCGUGUUGGAUAAAGGCACGGAUGUGGACGAGGGCUCCAGUAGUUCUGAGUCUGACAUGGAGGAAGAGGGUGAGGAGCUGGAGCCACCGGCGUCCUCUGACCUUGGUGGAGUGCCGUGGAAGGAGGCCGUAGAGCUCCAUGCGAAACUGAAGGCUCCCAGCGAUGCUGGGCUGGGGAAGGAUGGAGAAAUGGAGGAAGAGGAUGAAGAAGACGAGGGAGAUGAGGAAGAGGAUGAGGAGGAGGAGGAAGAAGAGGAGGAGGAAGAAGAGGAAGAAUCAAGCGAUGAGCCCUGUGUAGAUGAUGAGGAAGAGCCUGUGGCUGAAGCAGGAAGCCCAGAUAUUGAGCCUGGCACUGAGCUGGAUGAAGAGGACAUCCCUUCAGAUGCAGAAGCUGAAGCUCGCUCGCAGCAUGUUGAAGAUCCUGAGCCUCUUCCAGUAGACACUGGGAAGCCAGAGAGCCUACAGGAAGUUUCCAGAAUCGAGCAUAAAGAACGGGUGUCUGUUAGUCCAAAGGAAAUCAUUGUAGAUGUUAUCCUCACUCCGAUCCCAAAGCCAAGUACACCUGCUGAAGAGGUCAAAGAAACAUUGACUCCGGUGCUGAUUAAAUCUCCAGGCACACGCUUUUUUUCUGAGCCCUUUUUGCCUGAUGAUGCCAAAAGAGAGGUCCCACCAUCACCACAGGUUAAGACACCAAAUAAUCCUGUUGCGGUGGUAUCUCCUAUCCGCUUCCAGCCAGCUCACCUACCAGAUACAGUCAUCCCCAAAUCUCCUGUCCCGGUCGAGUCUUGUGCCUGCUCACCUUCAGCCAACCCCUUAUCCCCAAUCUGUGCUCAGCCCCUAAUAUGUCAGGAGCCCUCCUCACCCCUCUCUUCAGGCUCUCCUGUGAGGACUCAACCAGUUCCUGCUGUAACUUCCACUCCUCUGACAAAACCUGCCUCAGAGAGGAUAACCACAGAAUCUUUGAAUGCAAAGGAUGUGACAGUAGAAACACCAGUCAAGAAGACUGACAUCAUUGAAGAGUUCUGGCAGAAGAGUGCUGAAAUUAGGAGGAGUUUAGGGCUCACCCCACUGGAUAGGAGCAAAUCUGUAGAGAAGAGCAUUAUUAAAACCCCUACCACAGAACCUGUGUUGUCUAAACCCCAGAUCUCAGAAGCCAUAUCGGAGAAGCCAGCAUUCACAGGCCGCACGGUCAUCCACAGACUCAAUAUUACUGUUGAGGGUCAGGUAAUCUCUCCUGUAGAACCCAAGAGUAGUAGCUCAGAGAGGAGGGAUCUGAGCAGUAGCUCGGGUCUGGGUUUGAACGAUAGCUAUACGACUACUCAAACGCCUACCUGUGACAGCAUUAACAACUCUGACUCCACCAUGCUCACGCCUCCUUCCAGUCCUCCACCACCUCCACCAAAUGAGGAGCCAGCAACUCUUACGAAGAAGAAGCCUCAAGUGUCUUGGGAGAAACUAUCUACACCCAGUGAGGAACCUGAAGUGGAGAAGGCACCCGCCAAAGCUAAAACGCCAACCAGUCCAGAUCAGGACAAAUUUGUGAAUGUUCCAGUAGCUGCUCCCAGAACUAACCCCCCAGUGGUGAUGAGGAUAAAAGAGCCCAAUAAACCACGCCGAGAAGAAGCGAGGAAAUCCUUUGCGGAGUGCGUAGACGAGAUUCCAUUUGCUGAUGAUGUGGAGGACACGUAUGAUGAUCGUACCCCUGACACAAGCAUGCAGGAUAAAUUUUACACCCCACCCACCAGCAGAGUGAAUAAGCCUCCCCUCCACCUCGCUUUGGCUAUGGAGAAUGGGAAACCCAACAUCCAUGGAGGUCUUGUGUCCAGAUCGGUGAAAGGUCCCCAGCACUUUUCUCCUGAAGCCAAGGAGAUUGCUGAAGAGCGGAUGAGGGAGAGGGAGAAAUCGGUGAAAAGUCAAGCUCUUAAAGAUGCCAUGUCCAAGCAGAUUAAUAAAAUGAAAGAGGCUGAAUCAAGUAAGGGCGCUGUGGCCAAAGUAGCCUGGAACGUUUCGGAUGUAGCUGUUAAAAACAAGAAGCGCUCAAGUUCUCCAAAGUCUUCAGCUAUGAAGGCCCUGGAGAGCAAAAAACAAGCAGAGGUGCUUCCUGACCGAUUCUUUACCUCACCUUUAAAUAAGAGCGUGGACAGUUCUGUCACCUCAUCUGAGAGUUCGACAGGAGGAAAGAGUAAAAAACGUAGCUCCCUUUUCUCUCCACGUAAGAACAAGAAAGAGAAGAAGGCAAAAAAUGAAAGCAAGCACUCUGGUACAGAAGAGACCCCACCUAAACACAAGUCCUUGUGGAAAGCUGUAUUUUCUGGCUACAAGAAAGACAAGAAGAAGAAAGAUGACAAGUCUUGUCCGAGCACACCCUCUAGCUCCACAACAGUAGACUCAGGAAAGAAGAAAGGAUCGCCUGUGGCAAGGUCCUCAGAUUUACAUUUGAGAAGAAACCUCAGCUUUUCAGAGGACUCGGAUCUGUCCUGUGAUGAUGUUCUGGAAAGAUCUUCUCAGAAGUCCAAGGCGGAUUCUGUUUAUGUUCCUCAUGCAUUGGCGUUCAAGAGAUCAUAUGCCACGAAGAAGACGUACACCGAGGAAGAACUAAAUGCCAAGCUCACACGCAAGGUCCAGAAGGCAGCUCGGCUUCAGGCCAAGCAGGAGGAGCUGAAGAGGCUUCACAGGGCUCAGAUCAUUCAGCGACAGUUAGAGCAGGUGGAGGAGAAACAGAGACAGCUGGAGGAGAGGGGAGUGGCGGUGGAGAAGGCGUUGCGAGGGGAAGCAGACUAUUGGGGAGAGUCUAAUUACAGUGAGAUCCUGGACUUGCAUCUGGGCGUUGAGCCCUAUGUCGGGACCCCUCGCUGGAGACCCCUGUCCUUCUGCCCAUGCUGUUCCCCAGAAGGUAACGUAAACUCCGUCUCACCAGGCCGCGUUAGCGUGCCAACCCGAUCCCGUGGCCUUUUCCCCAGACUGCCCUCUCUGGAGUUGUGGAGCAAUCCUCCUCCUCCUUCAUCCAGUUUGUUUACUCCCCUCACCCUCCCUUUCCCUUUUUUCCCAGAUAAAGAUUUUCAACAAGAUCAGGCAUCCAACAGCAUCUCUAGUUUUAUCACUCUGAGUGUGAAUUUAAUAACUGCAUGGUUUACUGUUUGUCACCAAAAAAAAAUUAUAAAAAUCCAUGUAAUGUGUGUUGGCCGCUUCAAUCCUCUUCUGUAUACGGCUGCAUGUUAUAACCGUGUGUUAACUGUGUGUUUUGCCGUGUGUACAGUCCAUAACAUAGAUUAAGGGUUCUCAAACUUUUUAUAACCAGGAACCUCUUUAAUUGUAAAAUACUGUCAAUUCUAUGGACCCCCUCAGUACAGAUUCAUUUCAUGAACACUUGUGGACUCAUCUGUCUAUUUAUUAAAUCACAUUAGAACACAUUAGGUCCAAGUUGACAUUAUUUAUAAACUGACUUGUUUGAGUUAUUGAUAUUAAACCCCAUUCAGUUCAAGUUACCACUCAAGUAGCUAUAAUAAUAAUAAUAAUAAUAAUAAUAAUAAUAAUAAUAAUAAUAAUACAAACUCAGCAAUAAAUGUAAUAGCCUUGAUAAUGGUCGGUUGUAAUUUCCACCACUGUAAGUAAAUGAAUAAAUAAAUAAAUCACAGACUCUCUGGCUGUGCUUCCUGGACCGCACUUUGAGAACCACUGACAGAUGAUUUUGUACAGCAGGUGAGGCUACAGCAUGUUGGAGUUGAAAAUAAGAAAAUAUGACUUUUUUUUGCAGUCCAUUUCAUAUCAUCAGGCAUGCCAGUGCAAACCUAUACACAUACUCUUAACAUACUUUAAAAGAAUUCUCCUAAACUCUCAAGGAGAGUAUGUACAGUGUAUAACAUGCAGUAUGUGCAGAACCAGGACAAUAAGUCAACAUUUUCCCCUGUCAUAUUUUCCCCCCCUCCAUUUUUCAGAUUUAUAACGCAAGCAGCUUUUAAUGCGGAUUGCAAACCACCAAGGCGCUCUUACUAUAAAAUUAUACAGAAAUGAAUUAGUAAAUCGGUUAUGUACUUUUAACUUUCGGAAGCAAUUUCAGGUAGCCACGUACUUUUAAAAAAGAAAGUUAAACGUUUCUACGUAUAUGUUGGUAACGCAUAACCAAAAAUUGUUUGCUCUUCAAAAAGUCCACAUUAUAUGCAGUAUGUUUAUUUUAAUGUACAAAUAUCAUUUAAUAAAUCUACAAAGAUCUAUAAUGCAAAAUCUGUAGUAGUAGUAGUCGUAGUAAUAAUAAUAAUAGUAAUAAUAAUAAUAAUAAUAAUAAUAAUUUAGAGCUUUCCAUUUCUGUCCAUGUUAACUGCACAUUCUCUACUGAUGUGCAAAAUAUUCCUUUAAUUCCAUUAGUGUGUGUGCGAGUUUUGCUCUAGAGCUCUGAGUGUGUGUAUGUGUGUGUGUGUGUGUGUGUUUUGGUGAGACUGUGCUAACUCUGGUUUUCUCUCUGUGUCUCUUCUUCGGGAGAGAAUGGGGCUGAAUGUUGUGGAGGCUACUGGCAGUGCGUGUCCACUGGAUAAGUUGCGCCUCCCAAAACCUGUCGUCCAAUGUGUCUCUGUCUCUCACAUCGCUCUUGUGUCUGAGGAACUUUGCUUUGUGUGUGUGUGUGUGUGUGUGUGUGUUAAAGCAGCACAGGGCCGUAUCAGCAAGCACAAACAUUCAGUUUUUGUGUGUACUGUAGUUUUCCUCCACUCCGUCAGCUACCUAUGUCCGUGCUGCAUCCAGGUUUGCUUGGCUCCAAUGAGCUUUUUGCAUGUCUUUGUGUGUGUGUACGACUCUGAAAGGGAUGGUAAAGGGACUGUCACAAGCUUUUAGGACUUUACUAGCAUGGGUUGAUGUGUACAGUUGGCCAAUUGCGCAACCAGUGAUUUCAGUCUUGCAUGCCACAUUCUUUUUAUCCAUGAACACAAAUGUUUUAGAAACCUUUGUUGUUGUUGUUGCAUAGGAUCAAGAAUGUGGAUCUUCCCAGGCCCCGGUAUUAUUUAGCGUAUUUCGUAUUUGCGGUUAGAUUUGGGUUAAGCUUCAAUAUACCACAGCACUGUUGAAUUCUCGAUUCCGAUUGGUCAGAAAAUGGUGCCAAUUAAAGGUUUACAUUAAUGUGCUUGAAUACAUUAUCGUUUCUAUAGUAACAACAUGCAUAUCGGCCGACGCUACGCAAACGUUUUUUUUUUUUUUUUAAUAUCAAUGAUAUGGUGACGUUUUCAGUUAGGAGAAAUUUAUUUAGCAUUAUUGCUAGGAGUCUCCAGUGUCGUGGGUUUGUAACGGUCAGAGGUAAAGCUGUAACUCUUAUGUUUUCCGGACAGCUUUCUGGAUUAUUGGUAAUAUGACAUGAUGGGGUUUAAGUCUGAUCAAUUUGAAGAGAGAGGGGAAAAAAGUGAGUCUGGUAAGAGAAAGACUAUAUAGUGGUAAUAACAUGUGUAAUAACAGGAAGUAACUUGUUUCAUGGAUGUUCCCGAACAUUAAAUGUACCUAAAUGUAUAAAAAUUGCAAUUAUCUGGAUAUUGCUGUGGUAUAAGAUGAAUAAAACACUUUAGGAUGUGCUGUUUUUUAGAAACUAAUCAACAUCUGGUGGUAGCAGGGGGUUGUUCUUUAAGAAAUAUUACAGUUGUUGGCGAAAUGCUAUGCGUCAGACCGUAUCACGACACCCUGUCAUUGAUUAUUUUCCUUUAACAGCAUACCCUGUUGUGUUUUAUUACCAAGCAUUGGUUACUGUGUGCAGAAGGCCAUACAAAAGGUAGAACGAAAUGUAAAAUGCAAUUUACUUACAUACAGUAAAUCUUUCUUUCUGGGUGCGUCCUCUGGCCUUUGGAAAAAAGUAUCAAAUGGAAACUUGUCUGUAACAGAAACACAAGAAUAUAGGCUAUAAGCUCAACCCUGAGAAGAACAGAAUGCCCCAGAAGCGUAAUCUGAUGUUUCAUUGCUCUCAAAUGUGCUUUUAAAAUCAGAAAUCUUACCUCCACGCCAUCUUCUGUGAAUUGACCGGUCAGACUUGACCCAGGGUCAGCGCACUUGCUCCUGACCCAGUCCUUCCUCUCCCUAUCCCGUCAUUCCCUAAUGAGAGACAUCCCGGCUUGGCUGUCAUUGCAUUGUCUGUGUGUUUGUCCGUGUCGAAUCUCUGUGUGGCGCGCUGGGCUUCUGUAAGUUUCCUCAUCCUUUCACGCGUUGCU